AUGACAAAGGCUGUAAUGGUAAGGUGUUACCUUCUCUGUUUACUAACUCUUGCACUCUGUUGUGCUUCUGGGUUGGUAUGGGCUGAUGAUCCUAAAGCUUCUGAGUCCAGUAAAUGUGUUCCUUACGUUGGCCUUCCUCCUUUUUUUUUUAGAAAUCCUGCUUGCAAUAAUUCUGGUAAUACUCCUAAGUAUGGUCCAACCUCGAAACCUCUCUCAAGUGUCAUGCCACAUUUGAAACCUGGUGCUCAAGGAGCUGAUCGUGUUAUUACGAAUCCUCAUCAAGAGCAACAUUUAUCCCGGGGAGAUCAGACAGAGGUAACAGUUAAUUCUCAAAUUAACGAUGGAAAAGGAACUCAGGUUGCUCAACAAACCUUAAAAGAAGAAGGCACCCCAUCAGGUACUCCGGGGCACAAUAAACCUGAUAGUAACCCUAAGUCUAAAGACGGCCAGGAUAUAAAACCAACGGAAGAGCAUCUCCCUCCAGGUUCUGCUGCAGUUCCUGAUGGACAACAGUCAGGUGAAGGUACAGCUGAAUUAACACAAUCCAGUGAACAGAACCCAACAGUCUCAGCCUCUGCAACUAACAGUGACGACCAUAGGAGUCCACAUGAGAACACAUCACCACUGCAAGAACAAGAAGAAGGAGGUGCACCCACUCAGGAUUCACAAGUUACAACCAACACCGAUGACUCACAAGAGUCAGGGAACACACACUCACCAACGAACACGAAGAACGCUAAUACACCCACUAAAGAGGAAUCAACCACCACCAUUCCAUCUCCUUUACCUAACGAAGAUAUGAGCAGCAACAUCGCUUCCACUAUGCAGAAGAAAAGUAAUGUUGACAGCAGUAUCAGUCCUGUGUGGAUGCGCACUGCAGCACCGCUACUGAUUGUGGUUGUGUUGUUCUCUGCCACUGUGUACUGA
Messenger RNA from Trypanosoma theileri, 927 nucleotides. RefSeq lists its product as uncharacterized. NCBI's taxonomy places the organism in Eukaryota, Euglenozoa, Kinetoplastea, Trypanosomatida, Trypanosomatidae. The transcript has a single exon. The coding region runs from base 1 to 927 and encodes 308 amino acids. The record is from RefSeq and is a predicted model, not a curated record.